This is a messenger RNA of Cervus elaphus (red deer), 4237 nucleotides long. RefSeq names its product small nuclear RNA activating complex polypeptide 5 (gene SNAPC5). The record is from RefSeq and is a predicted model, not a curated record. Gene Ontology annotation, biological process: transcription initiation at RNA polymerase III promoter; transcription by RNA polymerase II. Gene Ontology annotation, cellular component: nucleus. The transcript is spliced from 4 exons. The coding region runs from base 66 to 365 and encodes 99 amino acids. NCBI's taxonomy places the organism in Eukaryota, Metazoa, Chordata, Mammalia, Artiodactyla, Cervidae.
UCCGGUAGCGCGGAGGUGGCGUCAUCAUCGAGCGACCCGGCGGGCCGCCUGCGUGGAGAGUAGAGAUGUUGAGCCGGCUGCAGGAGCUGCGCAAGGAGGAGGAGACGCUGCUCCGCUUGAAAGCGGCUCUGCACGACCAGCUGAACCGGCUCAAGGUUGAAGAGCUGGCCCUCCAGUCGAUGAUUAGUUCUAGAAGAGAAGGUGAGAUGCUGCCUUCUCAGCCUGCACCAGAACCAUCACAUGAUCAGAUGCUGGUGCUUGUAGACAAUGAAGCGUCAAUCAACCAAACUGCACUGGAGUUGAGCACAAGGAGCCAUGUGCCAGAAGAGGAGGAGGAGGAAGAGGAGGAAGAAUCAGAUUCCUGAAGGGGAGGAGAGCUGGGGUGAAUGCACGUCUGAACAGAGGCAGGCAUGGGAGGCCGCCCGGAGGCGGCGCGGCAUGCCCCUGGGCAGGGACUGUGUUUCCCAACCGCUUAGACGCCAGCCGCAUGGGUGGGCGUGCUGGGCUGGUUAAGGCCGAUGGUGGCGCAGAGCCAACCUGCAAAAUCCACUUCCUCAGCAUCAGAUCUCUUGAUGAAAGCAUGAACCUGUGUGUGAAGAAAUGGACAGAAAGUGUGCUUAAAAGUCAAAAAAGAAAAUUCAAGAGUCCUGGGUCUGGAGGCUGUGCUGCUCUUGGAAGGAGCUCCGGGAGCCUACCCUUGUCUUAAGUGCCUGCCUAGAGCCCCGGCUUCACUGGUCUUACCCCUUCCCUGAGCCUGCUCUCCAUGAAAUGGAAACAGCAGCUCUGCCUUGCGGCUGUUGAAGGAACAAGAGAACUGAUGGACUUGAAAGCGCAUGUUACACUGACCAGGCUCUACACAGCAUGUAAGUGCCAACACUUAGAGGAUUCCCACUCCUUUGCUAUCACAUAGGAGACAGUUACUUGGUGAGGAUGCUGAAUACAAAAUAGGCCAGUCAGUACUGCAGAAAGGCCUUGUCCCCCUGUGGGGCCAGCUGGCCCUUUCUUUCCCUGGAUCCCCUCUGGUUGCAGGGUUAUCCCUGCUUUUCCAUGAAACUGAUGGGAAGACAAAGGAGAUGUGUUUGGUGUCCUGCAGGCCCCAGAUCAGCUAGGCCACAGCAGUCACGGCAGAGCGGGGUAUGGGCUCAGCAAGCACUGGAUGGGUGACUGACAGAAGAACAAAUGAAAUGCAGUAAAUGACAGUGUAAGAAUUUGAAUAAAUCACUCACCAUGAGUUGCUUCAAAUCUGCUCUCUCUGCGGGGUUUUUUAUUAAGCUUAAAGGAAGAAAGACAGUGUGAGCUGUUGCCUGCUGCUGGUUCUAACUCAGAUUACUUAAUGUGUGCAUGCCUGUUCUGCCCACACCCCGCAGGCUCUGAGGAAGAAUGCCUAAGCCUUACCCACCUUCCUGUUAGCAGGGUGUCAUGCCCACAGUAGGUUAAUAAACACUUGUUGAAUUAAAUUAAGGCCAAAAGGCAAUAGGGCCGUCCCUCUACAGCAGGGGCUGAGCGCAGCAGCUGUUCUGCCCCCUGCUGCGGUAAGACACGUCACCCGAGUCCUGGCACUCUGGAAGAAGGGCAGCAGCUAAAGGGUGAAAGGCAAAGCUGUGCUCCCCAAGAUGGAUGGGGAGCCUGACAAAACCAAAGUACUUUCAGACAAGGAGGUGACUUACCAUUUAUUCACAAAAUCUUGAAAUUCCAGACUGAAUACUCCACUGGGCAGUUUUGGAGGAGGCUGCAAGUACACACACAGACCUAAGAAAUGCCCUGCCCUACCCUCCUCUCCCUGCCCCACUCCCGCCUCUGGGCAGUGCCACCCUUGUCCAGGUAAGGAAAGCCGGGGGUGAGAGGCCAGUGGCUGCUGCCGGCUUACCCUGCUAGAACCAUCAGUCUCAAGCCAGUCAGAACUGGGGCCAAGUGAGUGACUGAAUAAAUCAUUUCCUCUCAGCCUCAGCUGACCCUUUUUAGCUCUGAGGCUCCACCACCAUACAUCUGGGAGUGUGGCGGGGAAACAGCCAAUAACUACUAGAAGCAGCAGCUAGGAGGAUGUGCAAACCACUAGGCAUAGUCCAGCCCUGACAGCACCUGUGGAUAUCACAGAAGGCUGACCAAUAAAAUGUUCACCCCCUUCUGAGUUCUGAAGGAGUGCAGAAAGGUUAGUAAAACAUUAACUGGCAGACAGCUGGGUCUGGAAGAAUGUUGGGUCCCAGCAGGAGAGGAUGACUUUCCUAAUAUACAUACAACACAGUCUACCGUCCUUGCAGCCUUAUGCAGCUUAGGUCAGACCCUCCACUUCCCACAGUGCUUAGCACAAAGCUGGGCAGUCAAGCAGUAAAGAGCUGAAAUGAGCCCAGUAACCUGUGAACCAGUGGCAGUGAUUUUUUAACUGCUGUGGUGAGCCAGGAUUUUCCCUGUUGAAUUUGUAAUGACCAAGGGGACCUUUUGACCCUUGGGGGUCUAGUUUUGGAAAUGAGAAAGCCUGAAAAGUUACUCCACUAGUCUUGAAGAAAAGAAUGGGGCAAUGCCCGUUACCAUGCUCCUCAGCGGAGUAGGGACCUCCAGCUGCCUCCCAAACAGGCCUCAGCUCGUCCCUUCUCUUCCUCUGCCCAUGCUGCUGCUGAUGCCAGCAGUGCCGGCCUUACCAUCUGAAAUUCCGUCCUGCCCUCCAGCUCCUCCAGCCCUGCCCCACCCUCUGAGCAACCACGGUGCUAGUCCAUAGCUUCCAAUUCCCCCAGGCCCAUGCUGAUGAAUACUUGUCAGUCUCUUCCUUCCUCAGUCCCUUUUACAUUUAAACAUACUGGCAUAUAUAUUUCACAGAUAAUGUAUCUUUGUGUUAAAGUUAGCUAGCAGUAAUUUAAUCACCUGUAAUUCCAUCACUGUGAUAACCACUAUGUCAUGUAACUUUCCAGAAUUUAUGUGCACAUAAUAUGCAUAGAUUUUUUUUAAAGAAUCAAUCAUAGUAUACAUACUAUUUUACAACUUGCUUUUUUCACACAAUUUAUAGUGAAUAUUUUCCAUAUCUCUUUCUACACUGUCACAUUCAUUGCUUUAUAUAGAGAAAAUGCAUGUGUUUGCCUUGCUUCCCUUACCCAAUCUAACAGGCUUUAAGACCUGAGACUUUUGUUUUUCCAUCUCUGGACCCCCACCUCGUUCCUACAGCCACCCCACGGUGCUUAUUAGCACAUAGUAAGUGCAAAAGAAACACUUGGUGGGAAGACAGAAAUGCCUGGUGAAUGAAGGAUGAGAAUGCAUUCAAUGGGCAGGUGGAGGCUCCUGAAUCAGAGAGGAUGAGGGACUCAGAGCUAUGUGAAGAUGUUCCUGGGGAAGGGACAAACCGUGCUGUGGGAACAAUUCAGAGGUUUCCCAGACCAAUUGUGAGUUUUUUCCUUAAGAGCAAAUAAAUUCCAAGGUCACAGAAGCCUUACCUCAUUGACUAUGUAAUCCAACAACUCAAAAAUUGCCAUUGGAGGUCGGCUGUCCAUUCCAUAAGCUACAAAUUUUAUAAAAAGAAAAAAGAAAACACUUCUCAGAAACAGAAGGUUAACUGCCAGUUCGAGGCUAGGGGUGGGCAUGGAUCUUACAGACUAGAACAAAGUCGUGGACGAUAGAAGAGCCACAGAUAAGGCCUGAACACAGAGGAGGCUGGCCAAAGCCACAGCUGGCCAGGGUCUGAGUCUGGGUUCUGCCAGCCCCUCUGGCGGCCCACCACCGGCUACCCUUGUCCGCUCUGCUCCUCCCUCAUACAUGCCCUCGUGUGAGCCUCAGACAGGAAUGUCCUGGCAGGAACAAUGUCAGAAGGUAAUGGCAGGGCCAGGAUCUUCCAAGUACUGGGUCUACCUUACAGUCCAGAGGCGGGCAGUGCUACAUAGUGCUUAGCUGCUCAGAGUCAGACCUGGCCACUUACAAGUGUAUGUGGCAAGUCAAGCACCCCGUGCCUGUUUCCUCAGAGCUAAAAUGGAAAUUAUAAUAGUGCUCACACACGACUGCUAUUAAAAUUAGACAGUGCUAGGCAGAUCUAUGGAGACAAAGUAGAUUGGUGAUUGCUAGGGUGUCAAGGUAGGGGAGCUGUGAGUGACUGCUAAUGGAAAUGGUUUCUUUUGGAGGUGAUGGAAAUGUUCUUGAAUUACAAAGUGGUGAUGGUUGUAUGAUAUGGAGAAAUAUACUAAAAACCACUGAACCAUACACUCUAAAAUGUGCAUUUUAUGUUAUGUGAAUUUUACCUCAAUUUAAAAAAACUCUACCU